GCUUCCCGCGGGCGCGCGGAGUGACGACGGUGACAGCCACGCGCGCGCGUACGCGCCUGACUGCCGCGCGGCCCCGCAACCCCAGUCGGCCACUGAGAGGCGCGCGGAGUCUGGGCCGCUGCGGUCUAGGGUUCCAGUCCCGAGGCAUUCCCGGCAUCUUUGGCCCCAAUCCCGGAGUGCCAGGUCGCGCCUGCACGGACGAUCUCGGUUCCCUUGCCCUCCCUGCCGCCGUCAGGGACCGCCCCUCAACUCCCCUUUCCGCCCGGGCAGGGUCCUCGCGGCCCAUGCUGGCCGCUGGGGACCCACGCAGCCCAGACCGUUCCCGGGCCGGCCAGCCGGCCACCAUGGUGGCCCUGAGGCCUGUGCAGCAACUCCAGGGGGGCUAAAAGGCUCAGAGUGCAGGCCUUGGGGCGCGAGGGUCCCGGGCUUGAGCCCCGCGCCAUGGCCGGGGCCAUCGCUUCCCGCAUGAGCUUCAGCUCUCUCAAGAGGAAGCAACCCAAGACGUUCACCGUGCGGAUCGUCACCAUGGACGCCGAGAUGGAGUUCAAUUGCGAGAUGAAGUGGAAAGGGAAGGACCUAUUUGAUUUGGUGUGCCGGACGCUGGGGCUUCGAGAAACCUGGUUCUUUGGACUGCAGUAUACAAUCAAGGACACAGUGGCCUGGCUCAAAAUGGACAAGAAGGUGCUGGAGCAUGAUGUUUCAAAGGAAGAACCAGUCACCUUUCACUUCCUGGCCAAAUUUUAUCCUGAGAAUGCCGAAGAGGAGCUGGUUCAGGAGAUCACACAGCAUUUAUUCUUCUUGCAGGUAAAGAAGCAGAUUUUAGAUGAAAAGAUCUACUGCCCUCCCGAGGCUUCUGUGCUCCUGGCUUCUUACGCCGUCCAGGCCAAGUAUGGUGACUACGACCCCACUGUUCACAAGCGGGGAUUUUUGGCCCAAGAGGAAUUGCUUCCAAAAAGGGUAAUAAAUCUGUAUCAGAUGACUCCAGAAAUGUGGGAAGAGAGAAUUACUGCCUGGUACGCAGAGCACCGAGGCCGAGCCAGGGAUGAAGCUGAAAUGGAAUAUCUGAAGAUAGCUCAGGACCUGGAGAUGUAUGGUGUGAACUACUUUGCCAUCCGGAAUAAAAAGGGCACAGAGCUGCUGCUUGGAGUAGAUGCCCUGGGGCUUCACAUCUAUGACCCCGAGAACAGGCUGACCCCCAAGAUCUCCUUCCCGUGGAAUGAAAUCCGAAACAUCUCAUACAGUGACAAGGAGUUUACUAUUAAACCACUGGAUAAGAAAAUCGAUGUCUUCAAGUUUAACUCCUCAAAGCUUCGUGUUAAUAAGCUGAUUCUCCAGCUAUGUAUCGGGAACCAUGAUCUAUUUAUGAGGAGAAGGAAAGCCGAUUCUUUGGAAGUUCAGCAGAUGAAAGCCCAGGCCAGGGAGGAGAAGGCUAGAAAGCAGAUGGAGCGGCAGCGCCUCGCUCGAGAGAAGCAGAUGAGGGAGGAGGCUGAACGCACAAGGGAUGAGCUGGAGAGGAGGCUGCUGCAGCUGAAAGAAGAAGCAACAAUGGCCAACGAAGCGCUGAUGCGGUCCGAGGAGACGGCCGACCUGUUGGCCGAAAAGGCCCAGAUCACCGAGGAGGAGGCAAAACUUCUGGCCCAGAAGGCUGCAGAGGCCGAGCAGGAGAUGCAGCGCAUCAAGGCCACAGCCAUUCGCACGGAGGAAGAAAAGCGCCUGAUGGAGCAGAAGGUGCUGGAGGCCGAGGUGUUGGCGCUGAAGAUGGCUGAGGAGUCAGAAAGGAGGGCCAAAGAGGCCGAUCAGCUGAAGCAGGACCUGCAGGAAGCGCGUGAGGCGGAGCGAAGAGCCAAGCAAAAGCUCCUGGAGAUUGCCACCAAGCCCACGUACCCGCCCAUGAACCCAAUUCCAGCACCGUUGCCUCCUGACAUACCAAGCUUCAACCUCAUUGCUGACAGCCUGUCUUUCGACUUCAAGGAUACUGACAUGAAGCGGCUUUCCAUGGAGAUAGAGAAAGAAAAAGUGGAAUACAUGGAAAAGAGCAAGCAUCUACAGGAGCAGCUCAAUGAACUCAAGACAGAAAUCGAGGCUUUGAAACUGAAAGAGAGGGAGACGGCCCUGGAUAUUCUGCACAACGAGAACUCCGACAGGGGCGGCAGCAGCAAGCACAAUACGAUUAAAAAGCCUCAAGCCCAAGGCAGAAGACCUAUCUGCAUUUGAGCCCUCAAAGUAGGUUGUUCCCAGCUCACCUUGCAGAGCGCCAAGUCCCGAGUGGCCUUCUUUGAAGAGCUCUAGCAGGUGAUCCAGCCACCCUAGGACCUGCCACUUCUGCUCCCGGCACCGCCCGAUGGACCAGACACCGAGAGAGCCAUCCGUAGGGAGCUGGCUGGGGGUUUCCAUGGAAGCUCCAGAAAUUUCCCCAGCUGAAUGAAGAGCCCAGCCCCUCUUAUGUGCAAUUGCCUUGAACUACAACCCUGUAGAGAUUUCUCUCACGGUGUUCUAGUUCUCUGACUUGAGUCUUUGUUUUAAGAAGUGUUUGUCUUCCUUUGUCUAAUG
Messenger RNA from Cebus imitator (Panamanian white-faced capuchin), 2550 nucleotides. It is a transcript of the gene NF2, whose product is annotated as neurofibromin 2. Gene Ontology annotation, molecular function: cell adhesion molecule binding; actin binding. Gene Ontology annotation, biological process: positive regulation of protein localization to early endosome; regulation of gliogenesis; positive regulation of early endosome to late endosome transport. The transcript is spliced from 17 exons. NCBI's taxonomy places the organism in Eukaryota, Metazoa, Chordata, Mammalia, Primates, Cebidae. The coding region runs from base 442 to 2214 and encodes 590 amino acids. Gene Ontology annotation, cellular component: filopodium; cytoskeleton; apical part of cell. The record is from RefSeq and is a predicted model, not a curated record.